CCCGCUCAUUCUACCUAACCUAGGUAUGUACCUCUAAUUUUAACAAGACGCAUACUUUUGUACAGCCGCUUAUUAAUUGUUUGCGCGGACAUGUUUAUCGGUCGAAUUGCCUUUUUUCUAUGGGCGGUUUCUUCGUCCGUCCUCGCGGAGGACAUUUCAAAUCGGCUCGGUAAGCCGAUCGUAAUAGACACCGACAUCUUAUCUGACGUCGACGACGUGGGCUCCCUCGCUGUUGCCAAUGUGCUGCAUAACUACGGCCUGGCGGACCUACGGGGAGUCGCCGUGAAUACGCACUCGAAGUACGGCGCAUUGGCCGUUAGUGUUAUUAAUACGUACUUUGGAAAUGGACAUGUUCCUAUCGCCGCGAUUCGUCCGUUGACGGACGAGACCUUCUUCGAUACGCGGGACUUUGUUCUAAGCGAAUAUGCCAGCAAGAUAGCUCAUAACUGGCCUCGCUCCCUGAACGACUCAUCCACAACACCAACGCCGGUUGAGAUGUACCGCAGGAUUCUCUCCUCGGCAGAAGACCAAAGCAUAACUCUAAUCUCAAUUGGCUUCUUGACUAACCUGGCCGCGCUGAUGAAUAGCCCCUCUGAUGACAUUGUGUCUCUUACAGGGGCCUCUCUCAUAUCUACAAAGGUUAAAGAAUUGGUGGUAAUGGGCGGCCGGUACCCUUCUGGGUGGGAAUUCAACUUUGCCGGCGCCGACCCCGCAUCCACAUACGAUGUCGUGAAUAACUGGCCACGCCACGUGCCCAUUACAUACUCCGGGUUCGAGCCUAGCGACAAAAUCUUCUCCGGCAAGGAACUUGCGGCCUACGCGCAGCCAGACUCGCCCGUACUCGCGGCGUAUCAGUGGUACGUGGGCCGGUGCAGCACCAGUCGCGAGUCGUGGGACCCUGUUACGACUCUGUAUGGGAUAUUAGGGCUCGACGGGUCCCCUGAAUUGGGAAUUGGAAAGUUGUUUGAGUAUGCGAAUGAAAAUGGGCAUAACGAAGUAUCGGCAGAUGGUACAAACAUAUGGGUUAACAACUCUAGCAUUUCGAACCAGCAUUGGUUGAAGCUGGCGAAUGGAGUAACGAAUGGAACUGUUGCAGGGCUUCUGACUCGGUUUUUUGCUCGUAGCCCUUCAGAUAAGAGCUGCCCUACAUAUAGGCGUGCGCUAUUUCAGACUUAAUUCAUUUGCAUGACUGCUAAUUACACGUUUAUUUUACCAUAAGAAUGCGUGGCUAGUCCCAGUCUCUCUAGCCCUUCGUUUAAUAGUUGGC
Daldinia decipiens is the source of this 1267-nucleotide messenger RNA. Its product is annotated as nucleoside hydrolase. Bases 91 to 1176 code for a protein of 361 amino acids. NCBI's taxonomy places the organism in Eukaryota, Fungi, Ascomycota, Sordariomycetes, Xylariales, Hypoxylaceae. The record is from RefSeq and is a predicted model, not a curated record. The transcript has 2 exons. Gene Ontology annotation, molecular function: hydrolase activity, hydrolyzing N-glycosyl compounds.